Scomber scombrus (Atlantic mackerel) is the source of this 2627-nucleotide messenger RNA. RefSeq names its product zinc finger protein 883-like. Lineage: Eukaryota; Metazoa; Chordata; Actinopteri; Scombriformes; Scombridae. The record is from RefSeq and is a predicted model, not a curated record. The transcript has 5 exons. Bases 1 to 1686 code for a protein of 561 amino acids.
AUGGAAACUCUGCAGGUUAGUUUAUAUCAUACGUCACUGCUGCAUGACGUCAUCAGUGAACAGCUGGACGGUCUGCAGCUGCAGCAGCUGCUCGGAUCCGAACCAAACCUGAACCCGUUUGAUCACCGAACCCGGUCGGACUUCCGGACGGUUACCAGCGGGAUGGAUCCCUGCCCGGUGUCCGCGCGCGCCUCUCCGGUUCAGGACGCUGCUGCUGAACUCGGCAGCAUCCGGAUCAAGAUGGAACCAGACGGCGACGUGGAGAUCCAGUCGUAUCCGGUUCUGAAGAAACUGUCCAUCAAACUGACCGACUGCAGGUCGUGGCUGGAGGGGCGGGACUUCCUGUCUCUGGACGAUCACCCUCAGCUGUGCAGACUGAGGCAGCAGCACCCGACCAACACCGGCAGGAAGAUGGUCUACUGCCCCGAGUGUAAGAAAGGUUUCUACAAGUCUUCUCACCUGGAGGCUCACCUGAGAGUCCACCAGGGCCAGAAACCCAACGAGUGCUGGCAGUGCGGUAAGAUCUACCCGACCCUGCUGAGCCUCGUCAUCCACCAGCAGAUCCACGACCGCACCGAGCCGUACCGGUGCUCCUACUGCGACAAGACCUUCGCCCUGAAGCGGGACUGGAAGACCCACCACCGGACGCACUCGGGCACCAAACCCUUCAAGUGCUGGUUCUGUGGGGACGGGUUUGGCGGCCACGACGAGCUCACGGAGCAUCUGGGGACCCACGAGGGGGAGAAGUGCUACCACUGCAAGAUCUGCAACAAGAUGUUCGUCUCCUACCAAGGCUUCAACUUCCACAGCCGCUCGCACAGGAACCAGAAGAUGCUUCCCUGCAGCAAGUGCAAGAAGACCUUCGCCAACCCUCAGAGCCUGAAGGUCCACCAGGUGACGCACUCCAACAGGAAGCCACACAAAUGUCCAACCUGUGGAAAAGGCUUCAAGCUGCUGAGCGGCCUGCGCUGCCACCAGCGGACCCACGAGGACCUGAAGGCCUACCACUGCACCGAGUGCGGGAAGUGCUUCUCCAGCCUGCAGGGACUGAAGCUGCACAACCGCACGCACACCGGACUGAAGCCCUACAAGUGCACCGAGUGCGGGAAGAGGUUCACGCAGUCGCCGCACCUGAAGUCGCACAUGGUGACCCACACGGGCGAGAGGCCUUUCCUCUGCACCACCUGCGGGAAGAGGUUCACCCAGUCGUCCCACCUGAGGUCCCACAUCACGCUGUUCCACGUGGGCGAGAAGCCGUUCACCUGCACCGACUGCGGGAAGAGCUUCACCAUUGCUCACUACCUGAAGGUGCACCGGCUGAGCCACACCAAGGAGAAGCUGUACCAGUGCUCGUACUGCGAGAAGUCCUUCUCCUACCACAACUCCUGGAGAGCGCACGAAAGGAUCCACACCGGCGAGCGUCCCUUCAGCUGCCAGGACUGCGGCCAGAGCUUCAUCACGUCGGGCUCGCUGCUGAGCCACCAGAGAGCCAAACAUACCGGAGAGAAGAGCCACUACUGCUUCACCUGCGGGGAAUUCUUCUUCACCAGCUCGCUGCUGCGGAUCCACCAGCUGGACCACACCGGAGAGCGGCCGCACGUCUGCAGCUGCGGCAAGACCUUCAAAACCAAAGGAGUGCUGCGCUACCACCUGAAGAGGUUCACCGACCACCAGCCGGCCGAGUGAGGCGCCGUCUGAAACACACGGUUCUUCCUGUUGAUCUCAUUCCAAAGUGUUUGUGACUCUUUGCACCAGAAGCUGCUUUAUGAACCCUUUGAGUUUUUGCACCGAGCUGCGACACAGGCUCGUUAUUCAGAAGGUGCUGCUGGUUCAACGGCUCGUUACUCCAAAACCUCAACAAUUCAAAAAGCUUGAGUUUAUUUUAAUAUAAAAGUAAACAAUGAUGUUUAUGAACCUCAGCAGACUUUAAGCACAGCGCUGACUCAUCAUAAAACAUCAUUAUUGAUUAACAAGCACAUUGAAAUACUAAAUAUUAAAGAUCAGAGUGAGGAGCUCUGUGUCUGGUUUCAGAGUAACGAGUCUUUAGACCAGUUUGGAUCAUGUGAUGUAACAUGUAGACAGUUUAUUCAUCAUUUACAGUCAAAAACAACCCCAGCAGUCAUCAGCUGAUUUUUCACAAAAACAUUAUUAUUAUUGUUAUUAUUAAAAAUGUAACACUAAGAAUCUACGACUCUGAAACACUCCGAGAAAAAGACCAACAGAUGUUUGAACAUCGUCAUGACGUCAAACGAAAGAACCAAUUAAAGUCACAACGACUGCAUCAAUGUGUGUGUGUGUGUGUGUGUGUGUGUGUGUGUUAGUAUGUAUGUGUGUGUGUGUGUUGCAGGUCUUGGAUGUUAAAGCAAUUUUUUACUUUUAUGAACAUGUUUUCUUUUUAAUCUACGUCUUUAUUUUCAUGAGCUGAGAGGUCAGAGGUCAUCAGUAUGGGCGCCAUGUGUCAUAUUGUGAUGUCAUGCUGGUUUCUGAUUGGCUGGCAGGUUUCAUUGAUGUUAGUGUUUCAGUUACAGAGGGACGACUCCGUAAUGACGUGUCAACGAGUCGAUGAUGUCAUCCAGUGAGUCAUGUGACCUGUUAAAGCUGUGUCUUCAUGUUCUUCUGUUUGUCAA